UUUUCCAGCCAAUCAGAGCUCAGAAAGAAGACAGCGCUGGAGUUUGAAUACACUGCAGAAACAGUCGGGACGCUGUUUUAUUUCCACCGAAAUUGAGAAAAUAAUGGAAGCAAUGAUUAUGACUAAUCGGCAAGCUAGUUAAAGAAAUAGGUACAAUGCAAAGUUGUCGCUGCUGCGGAGGUCUGGAUUAGGUUUGGGAUAAUAAUAUUGAAGUUUUUUUUUUGAUUGCGCCAACCACCGAGUCUUUUCACGUUAAGUCCGUCGACUUGUUAAAAAAAAAUGAUUUUUUGGGUAUAAGGAAUCGUGUCAGUAUUAUUUUCUAUUGAUGUCCUUCGUGUGUUUUUUUUUGUUACUUAAGUACAAGUAAUAAUGACUAAGCGACGGUUUGCGUGAAAAGACAAGCGCGCAAAGGAGUAUCCCCGCUUUUGUUGGAUUAAGGUGAACAUUGUUUUUAGCGUGUAGUUUAGCAGGAUAGGAAGCUGAAAUGAUGAACGUGGGGAGAAAUGUAGUUCGGCUAGUGGCUGUGCAACAUCUCCGCACAGCGUACGGAAUCAAGACAAAGAACUGGAACAAAAACAAAGCAGCCAGUUCGAAGUCAACAACCACAAACUCUACGAAGGUCUUUGGAGUACCACUGGAGAUCUUACCAUAUUAUGACAUGACACGUGGGCGUGUGCCACGCUUUCUGGUGGAUGCAUGCAUGAAGUUGGAGGCGCAUGCCGACACUGAGGGCCUGUUCAGAAAAUCGGGCUCUGUUGUUCGCCUGAAAGCCUUACGGACCAAAGUGGAUUCGGGUGAGGAGUGUCUGUCUACCGCGCUUCCCUGCGAUGUGGCUGCACUGGUCAAGCAGUUCUUCAGAGAGCUGCCAGAGCCCGUGCUACCCAAUGAGCUGCAGGAGGCCUUCCUCAAGGCCCAGCAGCUCCCCGCCAAGGAGGACCAAAUCUCCGCCACCAUGCUGCUGUCUUGUGUCCUGCCUGACAGGAGCCUCAGUGUUUUGGGCCACUUCUUUGACUUCCUUCAAAAUGUUUCCAAGAGGAGUGCCGAGAAUAAGAUGGACAGUGCUAACUUGUCUGUCAUCUUGGCUCCCAAUCUCCUCCACUGCGGAGAAGGUAUGGAGAAGAUGAACGCCAACACAGAAAAGCGCAUCAAGUUGCAGAUGGCGGUUGUUCACUGCUUCAUAGAGCAUGCCCACAAUCUUGGUGUGCUGCCACAAUUCCUUGAAGAGAAGGUUUCAGAGAUUGUGCACUGUGAGCAAAUUCUGUCCCCUAUGUUCACUGAACUUCAGGAACUAGACCAGAACUCAGGGUUGAAGCGGAGACACAGGCAGAGUCUUGGAGUCCUUUCUUCUGCCACUCCUGUGAUUGGGACGCCAUCCUCCAAGCGAAAACUGCCUUUGGAUCCCGGCUAUUCUUUUGGAUUCUCAAACAAGAAACGUAGAUCUGUCAUGAAAAAUCUUGGGAUGGAAUUGCUUCCCAGUUCCCUAUUCAGCGGCACUUCCACCCCUGGAUCAGCUUGCAGUGCGUCAGGAGUGCUGGAUUCAUCCCAAAGUACUUUGGCCUCUGCUGGGAAGUGUCAAAGGCAACCGGCCACCUCAGCAAGGAGGAAGAGCAGACGGAUGAGCGGCAGACAUGUAGUCAGCAGAGUUGAAUCUGGAAAAGCUGGCUGCUUUUCUCCGAAAGUGGACAAAAAAGAAGCACAGCGCAAGUCUCUGCGCCAACGGUUCAGCUUGGGGAGGAGCCACAAAGACGCCGGAUCUCAGUCCAUAGGUUGGCGACUUGCCACCCAGGAGAGCACCACCAGUUUUUGUUUCACCAAAGAGACUACGUUCAAGGCAUCGCUUCAUCCCACAAAUACAAAAUCCAACAGUUCAAAGUUUAUAAGCAAGUCUGAGGACAACUUGCUGACCCCCCAGUGUGACCCCAGUGCCCACUGCACCUCAUGGAGCGGUGAAGCCCCUGGAGAAGCACAGCUCCUAAGCCAAGUGUCCUUCCCUGAUACGCCCACGGUUGUCCGUCUAAAGAGCCAGUUUGCGUCCGAACCCGCCAUUGUUGUGUCCAAACCUCUGACUGGCUGUAACCUGUCCAAAAAGCUGUGUUGCAGUUCCGAGAGCCUGGAAAGUGAGUCCUCCGUUUCCAAAGCUUCGAUCCAAAGUGUAGCGUCCCCGGUUAAGGUGGACGCUUCCCUCGCAGAGUCGGGAGCUUUGAAACAGGAGUCGAAAACAAAGCCGUCCGACAGCGUCAGUCAGACUCCCACAGUUUUGCGUCUAACUGAGGACACAUGCAUGUCUAAGUUGCCAAGUCAUCAGCUGAAUGUUACCUUUGACAUAGCAGCUUUAUCACCUUUGCAUAUUGAUAGUAUAGUUUUAGAUUCUGCCGGGAAGUGUAGUCCAGCUGCUCGGGGUUCAUUUGUUGACCACACCAGCUCAGCGAUGAAUGCAAGUGAUGAUUCAUCCGAGCUGCUCCGUUGCAGUAGGCUGAUAGAAGCUCUGGACAUGCAGAGUCCAGCACACUUCAUGCUGAGUGUCUCCCCGGGACUUCGUUCCACCCCCUACGUGCCACGCCUUGAGCUGGCAGAUGAGCGAGGCCACACUACAGUGCGUUGUGAGGAUGUGUCUUCCCCAGAAGCUGGCACCCCCAAAAAACAACCGCAACCUGAUCCGGAGUGCCGCCAUUCACGUGUCGCAGACCACAUUCAACAUUUCAACAAACUCACCAUAAAGUCUCCCAGGGGUGCCAAUGCCAAGCAUAUCAGGUCGCCAUUGAAGUUCCAGCGCACCCCCGUGCGUCAGGCGGUCCGCAGGAUCAACUCUCUCCUCGGAGAGAGCAGGAGACCUGCUCGAAAGGUGGACAUGACUGAGGCUCGAGGUAUCCAAGCUGUGAAAGCGCUGAGCUUGGAGAGUGGCCUGUCCCCGCAGCUUCAGCCAUCCAAAUUUCAACCUGUUCCUAAGAAACCACCCCCUGUUCCACCCAAAAAGCCAAGCACAUUCGCUGCUAAAAGCAAGGUUUGUCCUCUUGGCGACAUGACCAACAAUGUCCAAAGAAAGGCCAAUGUGGAUCCACCCAACUGGGAGGCAGCAGCAGCAGCACAGAAGGUUGUUUUGCAGAAGCUAGCAGAAAAUGAGGUGCAACAUUACCGAGGUUCACCCAGAAACCCUCUUAACCAACCACGACUGCUGCCAGCUACCAAGCCUGUUGAUUUGUAGCUAUGCUUCUUUUGCCUUAUAAAUUACAGUUGAGUUGAGCCCUAUUGAUUGUGGGAUUUAAUUUAUUUGUGGCUAAAAUAGGUGCUGCUUGUCUUGUCAUGUGGCCUUCUCAGAAAAUGUGCCUUUGCUUUACAUUACCAGUAGGUUUUAGAUUGUAAAAGCUUGAUGAUUAUUUUUCUUACUUUAUUUUUUUUAAUCGGUGGAAUGACAGGGAAUUGAAAGCUAUCUUUACUUUUAUGCAUGCAUUCUAUGGCUGUUACUGUUUACAGUUGCUUAUGUGUUUCUUUUGGUCCUUUUGUACUUCUUGUUGUCUUCCAAUUGGCCAGAGCCAAUGGUGGGGUUUUUUCUAUUAUAAAUACAGCCGGAUAAUA
Molecule: messenger RNA, 3573 nt
Organism: Syngnathus typhle (broad-nosed pipefish)
Lineage: Eukaryota; Metazoa; Chordata; Actinopteri; Syngnathiformes; Syngnathidae
Product: rho GTPase-activating protein 11A-like
Exons: 11
Coding region: 485-3202 (905 amino acids)
Biological process (GO): signal transduction
Source: RefSeq, a predicted model, not a curated record